AUGGCCGUGGAUGUGACAGAAUAUCAUCUGAGCGUCAUCAAGAGCCCCCCUGGCUGGGAGGUCGGUGUCUACGCUGCCGGGGCCCUGGCACUGCUUGGAAUCGCGGCUGUGAGUCUGUGGAAGCUCUGGACAUCGGGGAGCUUCCCCAGCCCCUCCCCGUUCCCUAAUUAUGACUACAGGUACCUGCAGCAAAAGUAUGGAGAGGCCUACGUGGAGGCUAAGCUGAAGAGAGUCCCUCAGUGGAAUGCCCAACGGACCAACACUCGGGGACCAUCCAGCCGCAAAGGCAGCCUCAGUAUUGAGGACACCUUUGAGAGCAUCAGUGAGCUGGGACCCCUGGAGCUGAUGGGCCGGGAACUGGACCUGGCCCCCUAUGGUACUCUCCGCAAGUCACAAUCGGCUGACUCUCUGAACUCCAUUUCCUCCGUGAGCAACACCUUUGGGCAGGAUUUCACACUGGGCCAGGUGGAGGUGAGCAUGGACUACGACGCAGCCUCCCACACCCUCCACGUGGCAGUGCUGCAAGGCAAGGACCUCCUGGAGCGCGAGGAGGCCACCUUCGAGUCCUGCUUCAUGCGCGUCAGUCUGCUGCCAGAUGAACAGAUCGUUGGCAUCUCCAGGAUCCAGAGGAAUGCCUAUUCCAUCUUUUUCGAUGAGAAGUUCUCUGUCCCCCUGGAUCCCGCAGCCUUGGAGGAGAAGAGCCUCCGUUUCUCUGUGUUCGGCAUCGAUGAGGAUGAGCGGAACGUGAGCACUGGGGUGGUGGAGCUGAAGCUGUCUGUGCUGGACCUCCUGCUGCAGCCCUUCAGCGGCUGGCUCUACUUACAGGACCAGAAUAAGGCUGCUGAUGCUGUGGGAGAGAUCCUGCUGUCCCUCAGUUACCUGCCCACAGCCGAGCGUCUGACUGUGGUUGUGGUGAAAGCCAAGAAUCUUAUCUGGACCAAUGACAAGACCACAGCAGACCCCUUCGUCAAAGUAUACCUGCUGCAGGAUGGGAGGAAGAUGAGCAAGAAGAAGACGGCCGUGAAGAGGGAUGACCCCAACCCGGUGUUCAAUGAAGCCAUGAUCUUCUCGGUACCAGCUAUUGUGCUCCAGGACCUGUCUCUCCGAGUGACCGUUGCUGAGAGCAGCAGUGAUGGCCGUGGGGACAACGUGGGACAUGUCAUCAUUGGUCCAGCAGCCAGUGGCAUGGGCACCACACACUGGAACCAGAUGCUGGCCACGCUGCGCAGGCCUGUGUCCAUGUGGCACCCAGUCCGGCGAAACUAG
Messenger RNA from Arvicola amphibius (Eurasian water vole), 1266 nucleotides. RefSeq names its product synaptotagmin 12 (gene Syt12). The record is from RefSeq and is a predicted model, not a curated record. The transcript has 7 exons. Gene Ontology annotation, biological process: calcium-ion regulated exocytosis; regulation of calcium ion-dependent exocytosis; regulation of dopamine secretion. NCBI's taxonomy places the organism in Eukaryota, Metazoa, Chordata, Mammalia, Rodentia, Cricetidae. Gene Ontology annotation, molecular function: phosphatidylserine binding; calcium ion binding; SNARE binding. Bases 1 to 1266 code for a protein of 421 amino acids.